Molecule: messenger RNA, 2170 nt
Organism: Mandrillus leucophaeus (drill)
Lineage: Eukaryota; Metazoa; Chordata; Mammalia; Primates; Cercopithecidae
Gene: SEC14L5
Product: SEC14-like 5 (S. cerevisiae)
Exons: 15
Coding region: 266-2170 (634 amino acids)
Cellular component (GO): cytoplasm
Source: RefSeq, a predicted model, not a curated record
CAGGUCUUUCUCCCGCCCCUCUGGCCUUCCACGGCUGUCCUGGUCGCAGGGUGUUCAAGGCGGGACGCCCCAGGCUAGGGAGCCGCGAUCGUGCCCCGCCUCAGGCGCUGCGCUCCGGGCCAGGUGGCCGCGGGAGCCCGUAAGCGCUCAGCUCCCGAGCCGGGAGGGUUUCCAGGGCACUUGCCCUAGGCUGCGUUCCCGAAGGCUACCGAGGGCAAGGGCUCCGUGCACACCUGGUGACUUCUGUUGGUGCUCCACCGUGAACAUGGUGCAAAGAUAUCAGUCUCCUGUCCGAGUCUACAAGUACCCGUUUGAGCUGGUCAUGGCGGCCUACGAGAAGCGCUUCCCCACCUGCCCGCAGAUCCCAGUCUUCCUGGGCAGCGAGGUCCUGCGCGAGUCCCGCAGCCCGGACGGGGCUGUGCACGUCCACCCUGAGAAUGAAGACUGGACUUGCUUCGAGCAGUCUGCCUCACUGGACAUCCGGUCCUUCUUUGGCUUUGAAAAUGCCUUGGAGAAGAUCGCCAUGAAGCAGUACACCGCCAACGUCAAGAGGGGGAAGGAGGUGAUUGAACAUUACUUGAAUGAGCUCAUCUCCCAGGGUACCUCGCACAUUCCCCGCUGGACGCCUGCCCCGGUCCGUGAGGAGGAUGCCCGCAACCAGGCUGGACCGAGGGACCCCGGCUCCCUGGAGGCCCACCGGCCCGGUAGCGCCCUGGGCCCCGCUCUGGAGGCGGUCAGUAUGGACGGGGACAAGUUGGACGCGGACUACAUUGAGAGGUGCCUGGGCCACCUCACACCCAUGCAGGAGAGCUGCCUGAUCCAGCUUCGGCACUGGUUACAGGAGACCCACAAAGGCAAGAUUCCCAAAGAUGAGCAUAUCCUUCGGUUCCUGCGGGCCCGUGACUUCCACCUGGACAAGGCCCGGGAAAUGCUGUGCCAGUCCUUGAGUUGGCGGAAGCAGCACCAGGUGGAUCUCCUCCUUCAGACCUGGCAACCCCCUGCCCUGCUGGAGGAGUUCUAUGCAGGGGGCUGGCAUUACCAGGACAUAGACGGCCGCCCCCUCUACAUCCUCCGCCUGGGCCAGAUGGACACCAAAGGCUUGAUGAAGGCUGUGGGGGAGGAGGUGCUGCUGCGGCACGUUCUCUCCGUCAAUGAGGAAGGACAGAAGCGGUGUGAGGGGAGCACAAGGCAGCUGGGCCGUCCCAUCAGCUCCUGGACCUGCCUGCUGGACCUGGAGGGACUCAACAUGCGGCACCUGUGGCGGCCGGGGGUGAAGGCCCUGCUGCGGAUGAUUGAGGUGGUUGAGGACAAUUACCCAGAGACCCUGGGUCGGCUGCUCAUCGUGCGAGCGCCCCGUGUCUUCCCCGUGCUCUGGACGCUGAUCAGCCCCUUCAUCAACGAGAACACCCGGCGGAAGUUCCUCAUCUACAGUGGCAGCAACUACCAGGGACCCGGAGGCCUUGUGGACUAUCUGGAUAGAGAAGUCAUCCCUGACUUCCUUGGGGGAGAGAGCGUGUGUAAUGUCCCUGAGGGAGGGCUGGUCCCCAAGUCCCUCUAUAUGACGGAAGAGGAGCAGGAGCACGCGGACCAGCUGUGGCAGUGGAGCGAGACCUACCAUUCAGCCAGCGUGCUCCGCGGAGCCCCCCAUGAGGUGGCAGUGGAGAUUCUGGAAGGGGAGUCGGUCAUCACCUGGGACUUCGACAUUCUGCGAGGGGACGUGGUGUUCAGCCUGUACCACGCCAAGAAGGUGCCCAGGCCGGGCGCCCGGGAGCCAGGGACCAGGGCCAGUGGGCAGCUGAUCGACAAAGGCUGGGUCCUGGGCAGGGAUUACAGUCGUGUGGAGGCUCCCCUCGUCUGCCGGGAAGGGGAGAGCAUCCAGGGCUCCCAUGUGACCCGGUGGCCCGGCGUCUACCUGCUCCAGUGGCAAAUGCACAGCCCCCCCGGCAGUGUGGCCUGCAGCCUCCCGGGCGUGGACGACGUCCUGACGGCUCUGCACAGCCCUGGCCCCAAGUGCAAACUUCUCUACUACUAUGAGGUGCUCGCCUCUGAGGACUUCAGAGGCUCCAUGUCCAGCCUGGAAUCCUGCACCAGCGGCUUCUCCCAGCUCAGCGCAGCCACCUCGUCCUCCUCCUCCGGCCAGUCUCAUAGCAGCUCCCUGGUCUCCAGAUAG